UGGAAAUACAAAGAUGUACAUAAAUUAAUCUCAUAUUCCAGUAAAGGUGCUGUUUGGUAGCGAUUCCUACAAAAAGGAGUGUUUGUGAAGCCAUGUUUUCCAAAGAAGUUCUAAGUCUCAUUGUAAUUUUAGAAGCCUCCACGUUCGCCACAGCCUUCAAGAAUGACACGGUCUUCCCGCCCAUAAUCCAAGGUGAUUGGUUCAGCUGGGAAGAUGGGCGGGGCAUCGACACCGAAAUCUUCCAGAACGAGAUAAGUGGGCGGGGCAAACCUGUGGAUCGGCGUAUGAUUCGUCGAGAUAUGUUUGAAUACGUCUUCGCCCACCAAUCAGGAUGCUACAUCUGUUCCCGGUUCCUCAUCAGGUCUUGGAAUGUUUUGGAAAGAUCAGACAGUUUCUGCAUCACGCCCGAACCCCGCAACAGCGCGCCCACGGUAUCCAGCAUCUGCAGGUGGCUGGACAACCGGACAGAGGGAUAUGUGAUGUUCAGACAGGAUCCCUCGCCCAUCAACUGCCGCCCGUCAGUCCAUGGGCUGUUUCACUUCGCUUGGCAGAACCGGUUUAGUUUCACAGGGGAAUGCAACCAUCCUGGGGCCCUCCUUCGCUCGUGUCAGGAACCGGGCUCCCAGUUCCUCAUCUCCAACCAGAAGUUUGCCAUUAACUACAAGAAGUGCCCGGGUAUUGGGGAAUCUUUUGAUGGACGAGUCGAAUUCUCGUGCCUCGGAAACUGGUACGUCGGGAAGAACCACUACUUCGCCGUCGUCAACACGAAGGAGUCCCGGAAGGAGGAGAAAUACAGGUGCUUCGUCAGGAACCGCGAGGACGACCUUUACCUCGGACACUCCCUUACUCCGGAGUGCUCUGUGCUGAAGACGCCGGAAAACAGUCCCGUUCGAUUCAGACUUUCCUAUGCCAAGCACGAGGACGUGACUCCGGGCUGUCAUCUGCCUCGAAACGUGACAGGAAAGUGGAUCUCAACAGGCUCGGGCGAACCAGAAGUGACCAUCAACUCCACACACAUUUCGGAGUCCACGUGGAGGGGUUAUAGCAUGAAGACGGCGCAUUACGUGUGUCUGCAGCAAAGGGGAAAUCGUUAUCUCAUGGCAAAGCUAAGCGUCGAGGGGUGGUCUCUAUGUGUGGUUUAA
Molecule: messenger RNA, 1142 nt
Organism: Penaeus indicus
Lineage: Eukaryota; Metazoa; Arthropoda; Malacostraca; Decapoda; Penaeidae
Exons: 7
Coding region: 93-1142 (349 amino acids)
Biological process (GO): wound healing
Source: RefSeq, a predicted model, not a curated record